ACAGAAUGAGAUACACGUCGUACGAUUUGACGCUUGUGUUUCUGCAAAUUAAACAUAAUCUCAUUGUCAACAUGGACGUUUGCAGUUUUCAACUUUCCGACCGACCCUGAACAACAAUGAUCACGUGACUGAAAACGGAAGUAGCUCUUACUUGACCUCAACAAGUAAGCGGUCUUACUUGACCGCUUCUGUUUGAAUGUGAGAAUAUUGUUGUUUGUAUCUUGAUAUGAUCGCCCCCACCCCUUUAGUGAUUUUAGAAGAAGUAAUUUCAGUUCUGUACUGGUAUGAUGGAUGCCAAUCUAUUGUACUGGAAGAACCACGGAGAGUCUGUAUUUAGUCGCCUAAAGAUCUGGGUAAAUCUUCUGGAUCCAUCCUUUCUGCUCACAUCAAACACAGAAAUACAAGAAACUUACAACCAACUCAGAAGUGCAGAAAAAUUCAACAAAAAGGAUGAACAUUCAUGGAACAUCUCCCUUUCAUCCAUCCAUGCUGAUUCUGGUUCUGUGCUUCCACUAGUUUUCCGCCCUCCAGCCUUUUUGCCAUUUACAGCUCCUUUGGUAGUUGCCAGCUUUUUGCCACAUAGAAAUAUCAAACCAACUUUGUUCUGGCAGUUUUUGCUACAAAGUUACACUGCCGGUUUCAACUAUGCAAACAGAAAUUGCUCCUCAGAGAAGGGUCAGACGCCGUCUCCGAAGCAGCUCCUCUUGAUAGCAGGCACAGUCUCAUAUGCAACAUGCGCGGGGGCCCUUCCUCAAAUUAUUGUGAACCGACUAGGUAUCAGAAGUCUAUUCAUCCAAAAUUUCUUUAGGUUCUUCGCAACAAUCCCACUCUCAGCUGCUCUCGCUUUCUUCAACGUGUUUACUGUCAGAGAGGAGGAAUGUCAAAAUGGUAUCCAAGUGUUCGAUUCCAAUGGCAAUUCUGUCGGCCUAUCUAAGGCAGCGGCAGAAAAGGCUGUGAUGGAAACUGCAUUGUCAAGAGCAGUACUGUUUGGCACAACUGCUGCUGUUCCAAGUCUCCUGGUUUCAGUCUUACAGAGAACAAGAAUCUUCCAGAAGAAUGCGCUGCUGGUCGCUCCUAUCCGUCACAUCAGCGUAGCAUUUGUCUUAGGCCUGAUGAUCCCACUUUCAUUCAGUCUCUACCCCCAAUUGGGGAUGAUAAGGAAAGAAAAUGUUGAUGAAGACCUACAGGCCAAGGUGGCUGAAGAACAGUUAUUCUACCACCGAGGACUUUGAGCAAGUUUAAUACAACUGAAACUAGUAGGCUUGGAUGUAAAAUGACUAAGCAGUGCAUUUUUUUUACAUUACUUUUAAUUAAUAAAGGAAGAAUAUUCAGCGUAUCAAUCAAUGCCAAAUACACAUCUGCUCAUACUAGUAAAUGCAACCCUCCAACAUCAUACUGUAUUGUGAAUUCUAUGCACUGAACGAUGUACCGGUAAUCAAAUACUGAGGCACUUAACUGUCCUUCUGGCAAAUGCAGACCACAACCCAAGUACUUAUUAGUAACAUUUAAAAAACCUGAACAGAGAGACAAUGCAUCUGUAGGCGUAGACAAUGAUCUGUUAACAAGAUAAUAUGAAAUGAAACACUUGUUUCAACAAAUGUGAAAUGGUUAGCAAAUCAAUAGAAAAACUGACUUGGUUUGAAAUCGUUGUAUAAUUAUUGUUAGCACUAUGGCAACCAAUCCAAAGCUUGUUUGUUCAUUCCCACCCCUCCCCCAAAACUGACGUGAAAAAUUGACUGGCAAAUAGUUUAUUAUAGUUUCUGCCCAUGCAUGAGGUAUGAAGAUAAAAAACCCAGUAAUUUUUCUAUUACUUGCUUGUUGCUGUCAAUGUGUCUGUGAGCUGGCACUUCAUCGUUGUGACAACACAAUUCUGAUCAUUUCGAUUGUAACUGCGCCUAGCACCCAAAUACCUCAACUCUCCUCCCAUGGAAAAGAAACCACCACUUUCAAGCCAUG
Hippocampus zosterae (dwarf seahorse) is the source of this 1956-nucleotide messenger RNA. It is a transcript of the gene sfxn4, whose product is annotated as sideroflexin 4. Bases 285 to 1232 code for a protein of 315 amino acids. The transcript is spliced from 14 exons. The record is from RefSeq and is a predicted model, not a curated record. Gene Ontology annotation, molecular function: monoatomic ion transmembrane transporter activity. Lineage: Eukaryota; Metazoa; Chordata; Actinopteri; Syngnathiformes; Syngnathidae. Gene Ontology annotation, cellular component: mitochondrial inner membrane. Gene Ontology annotation, biological process: mitochondrial transmembrane transport; monoatomic ion transport.